Messenger RNA from Amphibalanus amphitrite, 321 nucleotides. It is a transcript of the gene RpL38, whose product is annotated as 60S ribosomal protein L38-like. NCBI's taxonomy places the organism in Eukaryota, Metazoa, Arthropoda, Thecostraca, Balanomorpha, Balanidae. The coding region runs from base 1 to 321 and encodes 106 amino acids. Gene Ontology annotation, molecular function: structural constituent of ribosome. Gene Ontology annotation, cellular component: cytosolic large ribosomal subunit; ribosome. Gene Ontology annotation, biological process: translation; protein-RNA complex assembly. The transcript has 4 exons. The record is from RefSeq and is a predicted model, not a curated record.
AUGGAUAAUGAAUACGGCAAUGAUGCCAACCCAAGGACCAGCCUGAUCCCACUGUCACCCGCCGUCACCGGCCGCCUGACCCGCCCGUCUCCCGCCGUCACCCCACCACCGCGUCAAAUUAAGGAGAUCAAGGACUUCCUGCUGACGUGCCGGCGGCCCGACGCCAAGUCGGUGCGCAUCAAGAAGAACUCUGAGAAUACCAAGUUCAAAGUGCGCUGCAGCCGCUUCCUCUACACGCUGGUCAUCACCGACAAGGAGAAGGCCGAGAAGCUGAAGCAGAGCCUGCCGCCCGGUCUGUCCAUGAAGGAGUUUGGCAAAUAA